This is a messenger RNA of Anisakis simplex (herring worm), 1272 nucleotides long. The record is from the annotation of a GenBank genome assembly. Lineage: Eukaryota; Metazoa; Nematoda; Chromadorea; Rhabditida; Anisakidae.
AUGAACGACGGUCUAGCGUGUUCAAGUCAAAUGUCGUCGGAUUCAUCGUGGAUUAACGAUCCCACAGCUGCCGCAUCAGGCCGACUUUCUGAGCAGUCGUCGACGAAUCUCCAAAACGAUACGAUUCUGGAUGCAACACUGCUGGUCGAUGUUGUGCAAAUGGCUACAGUCAUAUCACCAAUCGCCAAAGUUAUUGAAUUGAAUGAGGUCUGCAGUGACUGGCAUUAUUGGUCAUCGAGAGCGCUACGCCACUGCGAUGAUCUACGAUUGGAGGUUCCAUGCGGGAAUGUUCAAGCGUUGACUGUACAAGGCUCUCUGAUGCGAUCUUCGCAUCAAGCAGUUAGUUGUGUGAACUAUCUGUUAUCUCGAGUGGAAUGUCUAAGACAGUUAACGAUAUGCUUUUUGGGACCAUCCGUUGAGAUGCUUAACGAUGUCCUGGAUGUACUGAUCAGUAGUGACAAGGUACAGUUGGAGAAAAUAACGGUCAGUGGACGACGUGGAGGUCUGCGUGUGGAACGAAUCGGUAGAUUGAUGAGUAAAUGUGCGAGCACGCUUCGAUUCGCUGGUAAAGUUGGUAUUUCGGAGUUUGAGGAAGCGUUGCAACGAGAUAUAAAUUUGAAUUUGGAGAGGUUAUCGUUGAACAAUUACGAUUUGUACGAUGAAAUGAACGGCAUGAGUCGUAUGAAUGAGGAGAUGUCUGAAGCUUUCUCGCGAAUCACCGCAACACAACAACCGAACAAACUCCGAAUAAGACAUCUGUCGCUGUCGGCUGUUGAAAGUCUGCGAAUAACGCAACAAACGGGAGGAUUGUUCGAGGGUGGAUCAACUAGACUGCCGUCAGCACCACUGCACAAUGUGACAUCGUUCGAGGUUGAUCAGUUCCCGAAUCGAUGCCAUACACCAUCCGAAAUACGUGUUGUAUUUCCUUCAAUCAAGCACCUCCUCAUCAAUUCGUCGCUCAUUCCGCUACGAGAUCUUGAACACGCUUUUGCGUAUGCAGCUGAAUGGUUGACAACUUUCGCCGAUAUCGACUUGGUAGGAGUGUUAACAGCCGAAGUAAAACACGACUGUGGUGAUCCACAAAAGGCCGAUAAAAUUCGAUGUCAUAUUGAGGAUUUGGAACGAUAUGGGGCUCGGAUUCGGGUGCAAUCAAACGAAAAUUUCAGCUAUCCAACACAUUUCAUAAUUUCGAAUAACGCUGAAACCUUCCGACUGUCGGUUUGUUGUUUAUGUGAUCUUUGGCUUCUGUCCGAUAUCACUGGUGUUCUAUGA